AGUCGGAGUAGGAAGCGCAGCACUUCUACUCCUUUGGCUGCUACAUUAAUGUGGCUGAUAAAAGAUGGUACUGGAAUGGUUGGCCGAAUAUUGUUUGCUUGGUGCAAUGGCACCAAGCUAGAUGCGGAUAGUAAGAAAUGGAGGUUUUUUGCAGACCUUCUCAAUGACUGUGCUCUAAGCCUAGAAUUAUGUGCUCCAUAUGCUGUAGCGGCAGUUGGAGGAUCUAACGGAACUAUGACUAGUAUUCUUUGUGUUGCUGGGGUAGCCAAAUCGAUUGUUGGAGUAGCUGGAGGUGCAACAAGAGCAGCUUUAACCCAACAUCAGGCCCGACAAGGGAAUCUUGCCGAUGUAUCGGCCAAGGACGGAAGCCAAGAAACCCUGGUGAAUUUAGCUGCCCUAAUAACUAGUCUUUGGCUUUUACCUAUUUUAGAUGGCGCUACAGGAUUGACAUGGUUAAUAUUUAUCCUCUUUACGUUGUUGCACGUCUUCACUAACCUGAAGGCUGUAAAAGCUGUCACCAUGGAAACUCUUAAUAGGGCUAGAUAUAUGAUUAUUUUGAAGCAGUUUGCCUCAACCAAAUAUGUGGCUUCCAUGAAAGAAGUUAACCCCAUCAUGGGACUCAUUCCGAGUUUCCGACUGAGGAGGAUGUGUGCGGUUACCGAAUACAACUCGGAUGCUCAAUCAAGGCUGUUGCGUCCCGAAGUACUUUUGAAAAGCAAUUGGCUCAUUAUUCUGAACGGAAUUUUGCUGUGA
This is a messenger RNA of Daphnia pulex (common water flea), 753 nucleotides long. Its product is annotated as RUS family member 1-like. The transcript is spliced from 5 exons. The record is from RefSeq and is a predicted model, not a curated record. The coding region runs from base 49 to 753 and encodes 234 amino acids. NCBI's taxonomy places the organism in Eukaryota, Metazoa, Arthropoda, Branchiopoda, Diplostraca, Daphniidae.